Messenger RNA from Haplochromis burtoni (Burton's mouthbrooder), 597 nucleotides. Its product is annotated as NEDD8. Lineage: Eukaryota; Metazoa; Chordata; Actinopteri; Cichliformes; Cichlidae. The record is from RefSeq and is a predicted model, not a curated record. Gene Ontology annotation, molecular function: protein binding. Bases 110 to 388 code for a protein of 92 amino acids. The transcript has 2 exons.
GAAAGAAUUUAUCUGCUCUCUGACGUCAAACCUUGAAACCAAACAGCUGUUCGCACUGACAUAUCAGUGACAGACUUUGGGAGCGCAACAAAUCGGACUUAAGCGCAAAAUGGGAAAAAUCUACCAGGUGGUCGUUCAUGGACUAAGGGGUCAGAAGAUGAUGUUGGACCUGUGCAACACUGAGGAGCAGUUUAAGAGCAUGACCGUGAAACAGCUCAAGGAAAAAUUGGCGCAGAAGCUUCCGGAGACCGCAGGAGAGGAGGCUCUGCGCCUGAUAUUCACAGAUAAAAUGUUGGAUGGAGACGACACCCUUCUGUCUGAAUAUGGAAUCCAGCACAUGUCCGUCCUCCACAUGGUGAUGAAAGUUCCUGGAGGCCUGAAAGCUUGACUAAGAUCAUCUCCAUCUGUCGUACCACUACUGCUGCUACUUUCUGUACUGCUUUAGAAAGCCUCUUGACACUGUUCACAUGUAUUGUAAAUGGUACUUAUUAUACUGUUUUACUGUUUAGUGACAAUGAUCGUUUUAUUGAUCAUCCUUUAUUCCAAAUACAACACCAGUCUGUGUUGUUCUAUGAAAUAAAACCUUUUUCCCAGUUA